This is a messenger RNA of Parascedosporium putredinis, 1152 nucleotides long. NCBI's taxonomy places the organism in Eukaryota, Fungi, Ascomycota, Sordariomycetes, Microascales, Microascaceae. The record is from the annotation of a GenBank genome assembly.
AUGUCCACUGCGCCGCGGACGAGCCGGAGACCAUCUCCGCCGAGCAAGCUGGCUUGCCCCCAAUAUCCAGCCUCCCGAGCUGACGGGUGGCAGGUGGUUGGUUGUCGACGAUACCGGCGGCUUGCUGGUCGCUGCCAUGGCGGAGAGGAUGGGCAUAUUACACCCCGGAGAUCGACGAAGCUCACGCAAGCCCGCGGCGCCAAGCCUAACGCGACCGAGACCGCUACUACCAGCGCACCCGAAGAAGACAAGAAGGAGCCCGAGGCCGCGGUCGCGGACCAAGACGUCGAAAUGGCCGAUACAACGACUGCUACCGCGCCCGAAACAGACGCCCCAGCGCCAACCACAACGACCGAAGCCACCGCGGACGCCGCCGACGGGGAGACCGCCACCGCCAAAGACAAGGCCGAAAAGUCCCGCCCGCGGCACUACGACCGCGACGACCUCGAGAUCCCCUACGCCGGCUGCAACACCAUGACCCUCCUCCACUCCAACAGCCAACCGAACCUCUCCUUCCUCAAAUACUACGACUUCGACUUCGCCGCCCCCAACCCCCUUCGCCCACCACCCCUUGCACACCAACCUCCUCUGGCUCAACUGGCUGCAGCUCCUCGAGCCCGAGCAGGACGCCAUCUACGCCGCCGAGCCCGCCCCCGCUUCUCCGGCCUCGUCACCGCCUCCACCCUCGACCCCGUUUCCUUGCUCAAGCACACCCUCCCGCUGUUGUCUCCCGGCGCCCCCAUCGCCAUCUACUCCCAGAGCGUCGAGGCCCUCACCCAGCUCGCCGACUGCUUCAGCGUCGCCCGCCGCGCCGCGUGGAUCACCGACCCGCCUCGCGAGACGGAUGGCCUGUCCCCCGAGGAGCUGGAGCGCUGGCCCGGCUCCGAAGAUUUCCCCGUCAACCCUACCCUGCUACUCGGUACCACUGUGCAGACGAGCCGUGUGAGGCAGUGGCAGGUUCUACCGGGCCGCACGCAUCCCCUCAUGACGGGCCGCGGCGGCUCUGAAGGCUAUAUCUUCACUGCGUGGAAGGCCCUUCCGGCUACUGGCAAGGUGGAGGCGAGGGGAGGCAUAAGAGGAAGAAGACUACUGCCACAGUGUCGACGCCGACGCCAACGGCCCCGGCGUGAUUCUAGAGGUUGCGUAGGUUGA